Molecule: messenger RNA, 3415 nt
Organism: Canis lupus familiaris (dog)
Lineage: Eukaryota; Metazoa; Chordata; Mammalia; Carnivora; Canidae
Gene: KIF20A
Product: kinesin family member 20A
Exons: 19
Coding region: 511-3180 (889 amino acids)
Biological process (GO): mitotic spindle assembly; microtubule-based movement
Cellular component (GO): spindle microtubule; nucleus
Molecular function (GO): plus-end-directed microtubule motor activity; ATP binding; microtubule binding
Source: RefSeq, a predicted model, not a curated record
UUCGUUUGCUCGCGAUGUCUCCUGGGAAAUGUAGUCAGCCCCCAGGACGAGGAAGCCCUAAAUCAGGCUUGUUGAGGGCUCCCGGGAAGAAUCAUGCUAAAGAGGAUGGCGCUGAGGCCCCAGAAUUUCCUUCAGGUUUCUUAGUAAAGAAGUGCCUUAAGGUCCAAGGAACGGUGUUAAGCGCCAAGAACUGCAGGCGGCCCAACUCCUAACUCCGGCAGUUGGUAACCCGGAGCCACAUGGGAGGGGAGUGGCCGAGCGAGAGCAAACCGCCUGCUAGGCUCCUCCGCCCCCUUUCCUUGCGCUGAUUGGCAGCUGCAGGUUUCCCUCUCUGAUUGGCCGAACGAACACAGCGCGUAAUUUAAAACAUUGUAUCAGUAACAAAGGUGCGCCUCAUGGGUGGAGCUGAGCUCUGCGACGGCGAAAGUCCAGGUUCGGCAGCUGGACGUGUGAGUCGGUACCCGAGGAGGAGCGAGUGUCGUGUGUUGGACCUAAGCCGCCCCUGCUGCCAUGUCGCAAGGGAUCCUUUCUCCGCCAGCCGGCUUGCUGUCAGAUGAGGACGUUGUAGUCUCCCCCAUGUUUGAGUCCACGGCUGCAGAUUUAGGGUCUGUGGUACGGAAGGACCUGGUAUCAGACUGCUCUGUCAUCUCCACCUCCCUGGAGGAUAAGCAGCAGCAGGUUCCAUCUGAGGAUAGUACAGAGAAGGUGAAAGUAUACCUGAGGGUCAGGCCCUUGUUACCCUCAGAAUUGGAACGACAGGAAGAUCAGGAUUGUGUCCGUAUCGAGAAUAUGGAGACCCUUGUUCUACAGGCACCCAAGGACUCCUUUGCCCAGAAGAGCAGUGAGCGGGGAAUUGGACAAGCUGCCCAUAGAUUCACCUUUUCCCAGAUCUUUGGGCCAGAAGUGGGACAGGCAUCUUUCUUCAACCUGACCGUGAAGGAGAUGGUAAAGGAUGUACUCAAAGGGCAGAACUGGCUCAUCUAUACAUAUGGAGUCACCAACUCAGGGAAAACCCACACAAUUCAAGGUACCAUCAAGGAUGGAGGGAUCCUACCCCGGUCACUUGCUCUGAUCUUCAAUAGCCUCCAAGGCCAACUUCAUCCAACACCUGAUCUGAAGCCCGUACUCUUCAAUGAGGUGAUCUGGCUAGACAGCAAGCAGAUGCGACAGGAGGAAAUGAAGAAACUGUCUCUGCUAAAUGGAGGCCUCCAAGAGGAGGAGCUGUCCACCUCCUUGAAGAGGAGUGUCUACAUUGAAGGUCGGAUGGGUACCAGCAGCAGCUUUGAUAGCGGUGUUGCUGGACUCUCCUCCAGUCACAUGACCAGCAGUAGCCAGCUGGAUGAAACGAGUCCCCGAUGGGCACAGCCAGACACCAGCCCUGUGAGUGUCCCUGCAGACAUCCGCUUCUCUGUCUGGAUCUCCUUCUUUGAGAUCUACAAUGAGCUGCUUUACGACCUGUUAGAACCACCUAGCCAGCAGCGCAAGAGGCAGACUCUGCGGUUGUGUGAGGAUCAGAAUGGCAACCCCUAUGUGAAAGAUCUCAAUUGGAUUCAUAUUCAGGAUGCUGAAGAGGCCUGGAAACUGCUCAAAGUGGGUCGUAAAAACCAGAGCUUUGCCAGCACCCAUCUGAACCAGAACUCUAGCCGCAGUCACAGCAUCUUCUCAAUACGUAUCCUGCACCUUCAGGGGGAAGGGGAUAUCAUCCCAAAGAUCAGCGAGUUGUCAUUCUGUGAUCUGGCUGGCUCAGAGCGCUGCAAAGAUCAGAAAAGUGGUGAUCGGCUAAAGGAAGCAGGAAACAUUAAUACUUCUCUGCACACCCUGGGCCGUUGUAUUGCUGCUCUGCGCCAAAACCAGCAGAAUCGGUCAAAGCAGAACCUGGUUCCCUUCCGUGACAGCAAGUUGACUCGGGUAUUCCAAGGCUUCUUCACAGGUCGAGGCCGCUCCUGCAUGAUUGUCAAUGUGAAUCCAUGUGCAUCUACCUAUGAUGAGACCCUUCACGUGGCCAAGUUCUCAGCCAUUGCCAGCCAGCUUGUGCAUGCUCCACCUGUGCAACUGGGAUUCCCAUUGCUACAUUCAUUUAUCAAGGAACACAGUCUACGAGCAUCUCCCAACUUAGAGAUGGUAGCUAAGACAGAUCCAGGCCUUGAUGACAUUGAAAAUGAAGUUGACAUCUCCAUUUAUGGCAAGGAGGAGCUCCUGCAGGUGGUGGAAGCCAUGAAAGCAUUGCUUUGUAAAGAAAGGCAGGAAAAGUUGCAGCUGGAGAUGCAGCUCCGUGAUGAAAUUUGCAAUGAGAUGGUGGAACAGAUGCAACAACGGGAACAGUGGUGCAGUGAACAUUUGGACACCCAAAAGGAACUAUUAGAGGAAAUGUAUGAAGAGAAACUAACGAUCCUCAAGGAGUCACUUACAAGCUUUUACCAAGAAGAGCUUCAGGAACGGGAUGAGAAAAUUGAAGAGCUAGAAGCUCUUUUGCAGGAAGCCAGACAGCAGCCAAUAGUCCAUCAACAAUCAGGGUCUGAAUUGUCCCUUCGGCGGUCACAAAGGUUGGCAGCUUCUGCCUCCAGUCAGCAGCUCCAGGAGCUCACAGCUAAACUGGAACAGUGCAGAGCAGAGCUAAACUCCACCACUGAAGAACUACAGAAGUAUCAGAAAAUGUUAGAACCACCCCCCUCAGCCAAGCCCUUUACCAUUGAUGUGGACAAGAAAUUAGAGGAGGGCCAAAAGAAUAUCAGGCUGCUGAGGACAGAGCUUCAGAAACUUGGUGAGUCUCUCCAGUCAGCAGAAAGAGCCUGUUGCCACAGCACUGGGGCAGGAAAACUUCGCCAAGCUUUGACCACUUGUGAUGACAUCUUAAUCAAACAGGAUCAGACCCUGGCUGAGCUACAGAAUAACAUGAUGCUAGUAAAACUGGACCUUCGGAAGAAGGCAGCAUGCAUCGCAGAACAGUAUCAUACUGUACUAAAACUCCAAGGCCAAGCUUCUACCAAAAAGCGCCUUGGCACCAACCAGGAAAACCAGCAACCAAACCAACAGCCCCCAGGGAAGAAACCAUUUCUUCGAAAUUUACUUCCCAGAACACCCACCUGCCAAAGCUCCACAGACUGCAGCCCUUAUGCCCGGAUCCUGCGCUCACGACGCUCCCCUUUACUCAAAUCUGGGCCUUUUGGCAAAAAAUACUAAGGCUGUGGGAAAGGAGAGAGUCAUUGCCCUGAGGCAGGUCAGCUGCUUGAGAAAUAGGUCUCUUUUAGGCUUUACCAAUACCUGGAACUGUAUCCAGAAUGCAAUAUACAGAUACUAGUUAUUUUCCUCCCUUUUGUAUUAUAAUCCCCUAUGUAAUCUCAUACUUUUUUACUUAUAUGCAUAUGCUUUCUCUGCACACAAAAAGUUAUAUUAAAUAAACAUAUUAUUCACAUUU